Messenger RNA from Miscanthus lutarioriparius, 582 nucleotides. The record is from the annotation of a GenBank genome assembly. Lineage: Eukaryota; Viridiplantae; Streptophyta; Magnoliopsida; Poales; Poaceae.
AUGAUAUAUAAUGCGGGUAGAAAAAUUAUGCCAUCAGCAGGAUGUGUUCUACUUGGUGCAAGCUGUGGUGCAAAUAUUGCUGAUUAUGUCACUCGGAAGGUGGUCGAAGAUGGGAAACCAUUUGACCCAGUUAAGGUUGUUGCACAAGUUCUGAUGUAUCCCUUUUUCAUAGGGAGUGUUCCGACACACUCGGAAAUAAGGCUUGCGAACUCAUACUUCUAUGACAAGUCCACAUGUUUACUUGCUUGGAGAUUAUUUUUGUCAGAGAAAGAGUUCAACCUAGACCACCCUGCUGCCAACCCUCUGGCGCCUGGCAGAGGAGGCCCCCCACUGAAGUGCAUGCCGCCGACCUUGACAGUUAUUGCCGAGCAUGACUGGAUGAGGGAUCGAGCAAUCGCUUACUCUGAGGAACUCCGCAAGGUUAAUGUUGACUCGCCGGUUCUUGACUACAAGGAUACAGUUCACGAGUUUGCAACCCUGGAUGUGUUCCUAAAAACACCACAGGCACAUGCCUGUGCCAAGGAUAUUGCCAUAUGGAUGAAGAAAUAUAUCUCCCUCCGAGGGCACGAGUUCUCAUAUUAG